GUUACCCUUUUAUUGAACCUAUAAACUUAUCUUUCAGGAAGAUGCUUUAGCCAAACACAUCAGUCUGGAUUUGAAAACUCCAAGGCAUGGAGCAUCCACCAGUUCCCAAAGUUAAUUACCCUCACUGUUAAAAACUUGUGCCUUCAUUUUAAUUUGAAUUUGUCUGGCAUCAGCUUCCAGCCAUGGGUUCUUGUUCUGUCUUUCUCCGGGAGAUGACAGAGCCAGUAGGACCCAGUGUCUUCUCCUCCUGAAUAUGCUAUACCAUGGCAAGCAUGGAGCCCGCUCAGAUCACCGUGGCAGUUAUGAGCACCGUAAACAUCACGCACAUUAUCCUGCAGUAUAUGCAGCACCAGAAACUUCAAAAGCAGGUGAGGAGGCAACGGCAGCUCGGUGACGAGAGUGAUGAGAACAUGGACACAGACUUCUCUCAAAGCACAGGCCUUGGCAAUUUGGACAUCCUGGUGGUAAAGGGGCAGGUUCAUGCUGUGGAAUGCCGAUUCUGGGCCCGGGAAACAAGCACAGACUGGUGGGACUGCAUAGAGUUGCAGGUCUGGGAUGAUUCCUGGUGGCUGCGAAACUUUCACAUGCAGAAGGGCACUUUCAUGGAACUUUGUGACUUGCUUUCCCCUGCCCUGAAGCUCAAGAAUACCAAGAUGAGAGCAGCCGUCACGGUUCACAAACAAGUGGCAAUAGCCCUCUGGAAGCUUGCAACACCAGACAGCUACCAGUCAGUCAGGAAUCAGUUUGGAAUGGGCAAAUCUACUGUGGGGGCUUCUGUGAUCCAAGUAGCCAAUGUGAUCACUGAGCUGCUGCUAUCAAGGGUAGUGACUCUGGGAAAUAUGCAGGUCAUAGUGGAUGGCUUUGCUGCAAUGGGAUUCCCUAACUGUAGUGGGGCGAUAGACAGAACACAUAUCUCUAUCUUGGGACCGGACCACCAAGGUAGCCAGUACAUAAACCGAAAGGGGUACUUUUCAAUGGUGCUGCAAGCUCUGGUGGAUCACAAGAGACAUUUCAUCAACAUCAACGUGGGAUGGCCGGGAACGGUACAUGACGCUCGCAUCUUUAGGAACUCUGGUCUGUGUGAACGGCUGCAGCAAGGGAUUUACUUUCCAGACCAGAAAAUAACCAUUGGGGAUGUUGAAAUGCCUAUAGUUAUCCUUAGGGUAGGCUGGGUCCCCUUAAUGCCAUGGCUCAUGAAGCCGUACACAGGCACCCUGGACAGUAGUCAGGAGCUGUUCAACUACAGGCUGAGCAGGUGCAGAAUGGUGGUAGAAUGUGCAUUUGGACAUUUAAAAGGAUGCUGGUGCAGUUUACUGACCUGGUUAGACCUCAGCGAAACCAAUAUUCCCAUCGUUAUUAUUGGUUCCCCUGUGCUCCACAAUAUCUGUGAGAGUAAGAGGGAGACGUUUAUGGCGGGGUGGGAGGUUGAGGCAAAUUGCCUGGCCGCUGAUUACGCGCAUACAGACACCAGGGUUGUUAGAAGAGCACAGCAGGGCACAGUGUGCAUCAGAGAAGCUUUGAAAACCAGUUUCAUCCCUGGCCAGGCUAUGGUGUGAAAGUUCUGUUUGUUUCUCCUUGAUGAAAACCUGGCCCCUUGGUUCACUCUACUUCCCUGUAAGUCAACUGCCCUCCCCUCCUUUGAUCUCCACUUGCAGAGGCAAUUAAAGUCAUUGUUGUUUCAAAUUCAUGGAUUCGUUAUUAAUUCAUCACACAAACGGGGGGAUAACUGCCAAGGUAGCCCAGUAGGGGUGGGAGAGGAGGGAAGCACCGGGUGGGGUGGUGGAGGAGGUAAGGACAAGGCCACAGUGCACUUCAAAACUUAUUGAAUGCCAGCUUUCUGUUGCUUGGGGAACCCUCUGUGGUGGAGUGGUUGGGUGUCCGGAGGCCCCCCACCGUGUUCUUGGGCUUCUGGGUGAGGAGGCUA
This is a messenger RNA of Gopherus flavomarginatus (Mexican gopher tortoise), 1924 nucleotides long. RefSeq lists its product as uncharacterized. Bases 264 to 1556 code for a protein of 430 amino acids. Lineage: Eukaryota; Metazoa; Chordata; Testudines; Testudinidae. The record is from RefSeq and is a predicted model, not a curated record. The transcript has 2 exons.